AUGGCCCUGGCCCUGUCCUCAGAGGAGAGACUCCACCCUAUAGAAGAAUGCAAGGAGAGAGGUUGGAUCAAGGAGGGCAGAGAAGAGAAAGAGGGUAGUAGUCUGGCCAUUGAGUCUCCUCCUCCUGACCUUGUGGGAGCCCGGAGCCAGAAGCCAAAGGCAAUGGCCCCUGGGAGCCUCAGACCUCCUCAGGAGUUGGUGACAUUCAAGGAUGUGUCUGUGGACUUCACCCAGGAGGAGUGGGGCCUUUUGGACCAUUCUCAGAAGGAGCUGUACAAGGAGGUCAUGUGGGAGAAUGCUUGGAACUUGCUCUCCUUGGGACUUCCAGUUCCCAGAGAAGAUGUGAUCUUUUAUUUUAACCAAGGGGAAGCGCCAUGGAUGCUGGACCAAGAAGGCCUGAGGAUCUGCCCUCCAGAAGGAGAGAGGGGACCUGAAAUGAAGGAAUCUACUGCAAACCCAAGCCUUUCUGUGGUACAAAGUCAUGAGCCAAGAUUCAUCAGUGAUGGUCCCUGUCACUUACAUUGGAGAGAAAUAUGUGUGACACAUCAGAGAAUCCACACUGGAGAGAAACCUUAUGAAUGUAACCAAUGUGGAAAGGCUUUUAGGCAAAUGGGAACUCUUACUGUACAUCAGAAAAUCCACAUUGGAGUGAAACCUUAUGAAUGUUAUCAAUGUGGAAAGGGCUUUACAGACAAUAGAUCUCUUAGUCAACAUCAGAGAAUCCACACUGGAGAGAAACCAUAUGAAUGCUACCAAUGUGGAAAGACCUUUAGGCAAAGAGGAGAUCUUACUAGACAUCAGAGAAUCCACACUGGAGAGAAACCUUAUGAAUGUUACCAGUGUGGGAAAAGUUUUGCAGACACUAGAUCUCUUAGUCAACAUCAGAGAAUCCACAAUGAAAAGAAACCAUAUGAAUGUAACCAAUGUCGAAAGGCCUUUAGCCAAAGAGGAGCUCUUACUGUACAUCAAAGAAUUCACACUGGAGAGAAGCCAUAUGAAUGUAAUCAGUGUGGGAAGGCCUUUAGGCAAAGGGAAGUUCUUGCUGUACAUCAGAGAAUCCACACUGGAGAGAAACCAUAUGAAUGUAACCAGUGUGGGAAGGCCUUUAGUCAAAGGGGGCCUCUUACUAGACAUCAGAGAAUCCACACUGGAGAGAAACCUUAUGAAUGUAAACAGUGUGGAAAAGCAUUUAGGGGAGUUCUUCUUGCACAUCAGAAAAUCCACACUGGAGAGAAACCCUAUGAAUGUAUUCAAUGUGGAAAGGGUUUCAUAGACAAUAAAUCACUUAAUCAACAUCAGAGAAUCCACACUGAAGAGAGACCAUAUGAAUGUUACAAAUGUGAAAAAGCUUUUAGGCAAAGGGGAGAUCUUACUAGACAUCAGAGAGUUCACACUGGAGAGAAACCGUAUAAAUGUAACCAAUGUGGAAAGGCAUUUAGGCAAAGAGGAGCUCUUACUACACAUCAGGCAAUCCAUAAUGGAGAGAAACCUUAUGAAUGUAACCAGUGUGGAAAGUCUUUUAGUUAUAAGACAAGUCUUAUUGUACAUCAGAAAAUCCACACAGGAAAGAAACCUUAUGAAUGUAUCCAAUAA
Molecule: messenger RNA, 1593 nt
Organism: Sarcophilus harrisii (Tasmanian devil)
Lineage: Eukaryota; Metazoa; Chordata; Mammalia; Dasyuromorphia; Dasyuridae
Product: zinc finger protein 436-like
Exons: 8
Coding region: 1-1593 (530 amino acids)
Biological process (GO): regulation of DNA-templated transcription
Source: RefSeq, a predicted model, not a curated record